GUAAAAUUUAUUUGGAGAAGUGUGGAAAACCUGAACUGGCAAAAGCUGCUGAGUGUUUUACACUGGCUGGAUGCUAUGAGCAGGCAGCAGGAGUUUAUGCAAAAGGCAAUUAUUUCGCUGAGUGCUUGUUAGUUUGCACGAAAGGAAAAUGUUUUGACUUGGGUUUGAAAUAUGUUGAGUACUGGAAGCAAUAUGCUGGCAAGGGUAAUACUGCAGGGAAAGAAGCUCCUGAAAUUGACAAAAUUGAGAUGGAGUUCCUGGAGAAUUGUGCAUUUAAUUAUUGUGAGCUCAACGAUAGAGAAUCCAUGAUGAAAUUUGUUAAAGCAUUCCCUUCAAUGGAUACGAAACGCAAAUUUUUGAAGUCUCGGGAGUGUCUUGAUGAGCUGCUGUUGUUAGAAGAAGAAUUAGGAAACUUCACUGAAGCUGCAGAAAUUGCAUGGCUGGAAGGAAAUAUUCUUCGUGAAGCGGAUUUAAUUGGGAAGGCACGGGAUUUUGACAAGGCAUCUUCACUCAUCCUUUUAUAUGUUCUCUCUAACUCCCUAUGGGUGCCAGGAAGUAAAGGUUGGCCUCCAAAGUCAUUCACACAAAAGGAGGAACUUCUGCAAAGGUUAAUCUCAUUUGCGAGGCGUGGCUCCAACUUUCAAGCCAUGUACAUUGUGGUUAAAGUUUUAUCAAAUGAGUCAAGUGACUGGUCUACCGUGAAGCACCUGUUUAUUGCGUCUCAGAAAUGCAAGUGUCUAAUUGCUGAAAUGUUAUGCUGUAGAAAAAUCUUGGAUGUUCAUUUUGAAAGUAAUGCAGCAAAGUAUGAUUGGCAUGAUAUGGAAUCAGUCAAUAUACAAAGUUCAGAAGAACUGAUUUCAUGCAGCCAGGUUAGUAUCAGAACACUGCUUCUGUUUUGGAAUUUGUGGAAGAAGAAUAUCAUUGGUCUUCUUGAUUCUCUUGAUGUCCUUGAUGUUGAAGAAUUCGGAGAAAAUAGGAAUUUUUGUGAUUUCUGCCUAAAUUACUUUGGUGCAAGGCAGCAAUUGAAUGAUCUUAAUGUUACAUAUGUUCUGUUGCAUCCAGCAGCCGAGUGGGUUAAAAAAAUUCACCCAAGUUUCAUCAGACGGAGCAAAAAGAUGGAAUUUAUUGAUUCUCGGCAUUUUAUUUAUGCCGCUCGAAAUCACUGGCAUGCCGAAUUGCUCCUUGUAGGUUUGAAAGUUCUGGAAACUCUGGAAUCCCUCUAUAAGUCGACUGCGACUUCAAUGUCUCUAUUCCAGCAAAGCAUAUGCCUUCUAAAUAUAUAUGAGAUUGCAAAAUUUUUGAACGAGUCCAAGGGCAAACACCUUGAUUCGAAGAGUUUCGAGUGGAGAAUACGGAACUUUUUGAUGCAGUCCUUCAAAUAUUUUGAUAAUGUUUUCCCCCUCGACCCCCGGCAGUCAAUGGUGGAGAAUAUGAUUUCUCUAAGGAGAACCGAGCUUUCCAGUGACUUGCUCGAAGAAUUCGUCCUUCAAGAUACUAACAAUAAAGGUCUUUUGAGCUAUGGACAAAUUGGAAGGACGGUCAUGAUAUUGCUUGCAUCUGGAGGACAUUCUGAAGAUCUAUACAAGAAAAUUGUUGGAAAAAUUCCAACAGAACCAUGGAAAUCAUUCAUGGAAAUUCUCGGCUCCAAGAAAUCAACAGAACGCACGGAAGAAGAACGCACGGAAGAAUCUGUGUCUGUCAAUCCCAUUUGUGAAGGCAAAACUUUGGAGUCUCAUGAAGCUUUUUCGUCAAGCAAUAGUGAUCUUGAGUGUUGUCGAAAGUCUUUAAAUAAUCCAAGUGAAGUUCUGGAUCUUGUAUUUGUUCAGAAAUUUAGUGAAGCUUUACAAGAUACCUUCAAUGCAAAUUGGAUCAGACUAAAUGACUACAUUUCCCCGGGUUGUUUCCUGUAUCUUGUUGAGCGCUUUUUGAUCUUGGCGUCGCAGCGCCGGGGAUCCUUUUUCACCACAAGAUCUUCAUUGGUGGAAUGGCUUAUUUCUGAACAAUCUGAGGUCUUACCCACUUCCAGGCUUGCAAUCAACACGCAGUCUUUGGAAAAUUUUUAUUAUUCCAUUCUUGUGAUGGUGAAACAAUUCAUUUUCGAUAAAGUUGGUACUGUUGAAUGGAUUUCCCGAUCGAAGAUUAGCGUUAAUGCAUACUAUAAGCUAUUUGUUUUGAGAUUGGUUGUUAUCCUGUGCUUAUUGUGUGUGAACUGUGGUAAGUACUAUGAUGUUCUUUACCAAGUGCUCAGUAACAAUGAUGUUAGGAACCAGCUUCCGAAGUACUUCUAUGGCGUUCUUCGACAAGGAAUGAAGCGCAAUUACCUUCAGACAAGUGAAGUUGGAGAAGCUUUUCGAAAUGCUAGUGAUCCUCUUUUGUUUGUCAGCUUGGGUGAGAAUGAUACCAGGAAGUAUUCUAAUGUCAUUCCAGUGCAGCUGGGAACAAACUGCAAUAGAGAAGACAUUAUUGACUCCCUGUUUCCGGCAAGAAUUGGGUCGCAAACUCCUAAUACCACCGUUCCAAAAGUCAUGACUAAUCAAUUCACUACUUCUCCCUCGAAUUAUGGUAAUCAACCAAAGAGUUUGAUAAUGCCACUUUCUGAAGUGACUCCUCUGUCUGAGCAGAUUCUACAAAUGAAUUGGGCCCUAUUUCACGAAAUAUCUGAUUUUUUGAAGCUUAUUAGCAGCAGUGAAAAUGAUGGGACUUUUGCAAAUAUAUCUGUUGUUGUUCAGAAGGUGAAGGAGGAAAUAAAUACGCAUAUAAAUUUCUUGACUGCUGCAAUUACUCUGCCUGCGGGGAAGAAACUUUACGCUGGUGAAGACAUGAUUAAGGAACUGCACCUUAUGCUUCAGGAGCUGAAACAGCUCCAUUCAUUGCUGGAAACGAGUGAUUCAGAAGUAGCAAGCGCUGAGCGACUACUGAAGAGCUUGCUGUCAAGAAAGCCCAAGCUUGAAACUUUACUGAGUCAGUGCAUUGUACCCGAGGAUAACAAUGAUUGUGAGGAAAAAGGCAACACGGUGUGCGGUGAAGUUGAGAAGAUUGAGUUGCCGUCUGCCACCACCAAUGUUGAAAGCAAUAACCAGGUUGCUGAAAGGAAGCAGCCAGGGAAAGGGAAGAAGUCCAAGAAACACAAGGGAAAAGGAAAAAAGAAGUGAAACCAGCAUGCAACAUUAGCAUAGAGAGGAUAGCUUCAGGGCCCUCAUUUUUAUGAUUUUCAAUACUUUUUGUGCAAUCUACGUGCUGUGAAUGUAAAGGAAGGUGAACUGAAUUCUUCUGGUGUGAAAAAUGGAACAGUACAUAUAAGAAACUCUAUGCCUGUGUACUUUGUUUGCA
Messenger RNA from Nicotiana tabacum (common tobacco), 3330 nucleotides. NCBI's taxonomy places the organism in Eukaryota, Viridiplantae, Streptophyta, Magnoliopsida, Solanales, Solanaceae. The record is from RefSeq and is a predicted model, not a curated record.